Molecule: messenger RNA, 8680 nt
Organism: Corvus hawaiiensis (hawaiian crow)
Lineage: Eukaryota; Metazoa; Chordata; Aves; Passeriformes; Corvidae
Gene: CACNA2D1
Product: calcium voltage-gated channel auxiliary subunit alpha2delta 1
Exons: 40
Coding region: 596-3943 (1115 amino acids)
Cellular component (GO): L-type voltage-gated calcium channel complex
Molecular function (GO): voltage-gated calcium channel activity
Source: RefSeq, a predicted model, not a curated record
CGCCUUGUAUGGAGCGCGGCCGCCGCAGGGCCCGGCGCCCGCCCCCGCUCCGCGCCCCGACUUUCCCCGCUGCCGGCAGGCAAGGCAGGAGCCGGCAGCGAUCUGCGCGUCUCCAACUCUCUCCCCUGCUUCCCUCCUCUUCUUUCAGGAGCCGCCACCCCGCCUGCCUCUCUCCUCCUCUUUCUGCUCUGCAAUCAGUGGAAUAAAUCAGGGAAGGACGCGCGCACACACACGCAGAGUAGGAUCUGUUACAAAAGUAGCGCUGAUGGCGGCGGAUCAGAUGAAGCUGGAGCUGCUGCUGGAGUAGCAGAGAGUGGAGUAUCUCUCGCUCUCUCUCUUUUCUCUGUUUCGCCUCUUCCCCCACUCCACCCACAGAUCUCCAUCGUUUCUCCUCCUCCUCCUCCCCACCCUCGGCCGCGCUCCCGCUUCUCCGCGCAUCUCUGGGCUGCGCCUCCUGCGAGGGGGCGGGUGAGGGGACCGGAGGAGGCUUUAAAGAACCACGGCCCCCCCGCACCGCCACACACACGAUAAUUGAAUUUAUUAUUAUUGCCGUCUCGCCGACUUGGGGAAGGGGGAUCGAUCUUCGAUAAGGAAGAUGGCUGCUGGCUGGCUGCUGGUCUUUAGCCUGACACUUUUCCAGUCCCUGGUGAUGAACCACUCCUCGGAGGGACCCUUCCCCUCGGCCACCACGAUAAAAGCAUGGGUGGAUAAGAUGCAAGAAGAUCUCGUGACGCUCGCACGAACUGCAAGUGGAGUGGACUGGCUUGCUCAAAUUUAUACAAAAAACACAGCAUUGUAUACUGUAGAAGCAAACAACCCUCGUCAGCUAGUGGAAAUUGCAGCCAGAGACAUCGAAAAACUUCUAAGUAACAGGUCUAAAGCCUUGGUGCGCCUUGCUAAAGAAGCAGAGAAGUACCAAGCAUCACAUCAGUGGAGGGAUGAGUUUGGGAAUAAUGAUAUAAUCUAUUACAAUGCAAAAGACGAUCAGAAUGAUCCUGAAAAGAAUGAAACUGAAUCUGGCAGCCAGAGAAUCAGACCAGUGUUUGAAGACGAUCCUGUUUUCCGACGGCAAACAUCUUACCAACAUGCAGCAGUCCACAUACCAACAGAUAUUUAUGAAGGCUCAACGAUAGUGUUAAAUGAACUCAACUGGACUGCAGCGCUGGAUGAUGUGUUCAAGCGGAACAGAGAAGAGGACCCCACUUUAUUAUGGCAGGUCUUUGGUAGUGCCACUGGGCUCGCAAGGUAUUAUCCAGCUUCCCCAUGGGUAGAUAAAAGUCGAACUCCUAACAAAAUAGACCUGUAUGAUGUACGCAGAAGGCCAUGGUACAUCCAAGGAGCUGCAUCUCCCAAAGACAUGCUUAUUUUAGUUGAUGCGAGUGGGAGUGUCAGUGGAUUAACAUUGAAGCUGAUCCGCACGUCGGUCAUUGAGAUGUUGGAGACCUUGUCUGACGAUGACUUUGUGAAUGUAGUUUCAUUUAAUAAUAAUGCUCAGAAUGUCAGUUGCUUUAAUCAUCUUGUCCAAGCUAAUGUGAGGAACAAGAAGAAAUUGAAAGAAGCUGUCUAUAAAAUCUCUGCUAAAGGAAUUACGGAUUACAAAAAAGGCUUUAGCUACGCUUUUGAACAGCUGCUAAAUCACAGUGUCUCCAGAGCUAACUGCAAUAAGAUUAUUAUGUUGUUUACGGAUGGUGGUGAAGAAAGAGCACAAGAAAUUUUCCACAAAUAUAAUGAAGACAAAAAAGUACGUGUGUUCACAUUUUCUGUUGGUCAACAUAAUUACGACAAAGGACCCAUACAGUGGAUGGCCUGUGAAAAUAAAGGUUAUUAUUAUGAAAUUCCAUCUAUUGGAGCCAUAAGAAUAAACACCCAGGAAUAUCUGGAUGUCUUGGGAAGACCAAUGGUUUUAGCUGGAGAGCAAGCCAAACAAGUCCAAUGGACAAAUGUCUAUCUGGAUGCUCUGGAGCUGGGACUUGUGAUUACAGGAACUCUGCCUGUCUUCAACCUAACAAGGGAACAAAAUGGGAAAAUCAAUCAGCUGAUUCUUGGAGUAAUGGGGGUGGAUGUCUCUUUGGAGGACAUAAAAAAACUGACUCCCCGAUUUACGCUUUGUCCAAAUGGAUACUAUUUUGCAAUUGAUCCUAAUGGGUAUGUGCUACUGCAUCCAAAUCUCCAACCAAAGCAAAUUGGUGUGGGCAUACCAAAAGUUAAAUUGAGAAAAAGGAGACCCAAUGUACAGGAGCCUGUUACGCUGGAUUUUCUAGAUGCUGAAUUGGAAAAUGAUAUUAAAGUUGAGAUUCGGAAAAAAAUGAUAGAUGGAGAAAGUGGAGAAAAAACAUUUGAAACACUGGUCAAGUCCCAAGAUGAGAGGUAUAUUGAUAAAGGAAACAGAACGUAUACAUGGACUGCUGUGAAUGGCACUGAUUACAGUUUGGCAUUGGUGUUACCAUCAUACAGCUUUUAUUAUAUUAAAGCCAAAAUAGACGAACCUAUAACUCAAGCCAGAUUGACAUCCAAAAAGGUUUCAGAAUCACUGAAGCUUGAUCAUUUUGAUGAAGCUGGCUAUACGUUUUUAGCACCAAGAGACUACUGUAAUGAUGUAAAGAAAUCAGAGAACAACACUGAAUUUCUAUUAAAUUUCAAUGAAUUUAUUGACAGAAAUACUCCGAGCAGUUCAUCGUGUAAUACUGAUAUGGUCAUUAGAGUUUUGCUGGAUGCAGGAUUUACAAAUGAACUUGCCCAAAAUUAUUGGAGUAAACUGUCUCUUGAUGGAGUUGUUGCACAAUUUGUUGUUACAGAUGGUGGAAUUACUAGAGUGUUCCCCAAAAGGGCAGGAGAAGAUUGGUUGGAAAAUGCUGAAACUUAUGAAGUCAGCUUCUAUAAGAGGAGUUUAGAUAAUGACAACUAUAUUUUCACAGCCCCAUACUACAACAAAAGCGGUGCCAAUAGCUAUGAAUCAGGUAUUAUGGUAAGCAAGGCUGUGGAAAUAGAAAUUGAUGGGAAGCUUCUGAAGCCAGCAGUUGUUGGAAUAAAAAUUGAUGCAACCAGCUGGAUGGAAAAUUUCACAAAAACCACAAUCAAGAGCCUGUGCAACAGUGAAAUCUGUGGCUGUGAAAGAAAUAGCAUGCAUGUGGACUGUGUUAUCCUUGAUGAUGGUGGAUUUCUUCUGAUGUCCAAUCGAGAUGAAUAUACACAACAGAUUGGAAGAUUCUUUGGUGAAAUUGAUCCUGGCCUGAUGCGAAACCUGAUUAACAUGUCUCUGUAUGCCUUUAACAAGUCGUAUGACUAUCAGUCAGUCUGUGAUCCCGAAGAAGAACCAAAGCAAGGAGCUGGACUUCGUUCUGCUUAUGUGCCUACAAUAACAGAUAUUUUACAACUUGGAUGGUGGGCUUCAGCAGCAGCCUGGUCUAUCUUACAGCAGCUGUUUUUGAGCCUGACUUUUCCACGGUUCCUUGAAGCAGCUGAUAUGGAAGAUGAUGAUUUCGGUGCUGCCCUGCCUAAAACAAGCUGUAUCACUGAGCAAACUCAAUAUUUCUUUGAAAACAAUGAUAAAUCCUUUGGUGGGAUUGUAGACUGUAUAAACUGCUCCAGACUUUAUCAUGCAGAGAAGAUUUCAAACACCAAUCUAGUGUUCAUUAUUAGUGACAGCCAACUGCUGUGCCGUUCCUGUGACCCAAAGCCACUGAUGCAAGCGGAGAAGCCGGAUGAAGGGCCAAAUCCAUGUGAAAUGGUCAAACAACCUAGAUACAGAAAAGGUCCCGAAAUCUGUUUUGAUGAAGCCAAACAGGAUCAGCCUAUAUGCACAACGAGUCGUGCCUCUGCCAUGACGUCCGCUCCUAUCUUCAUUUUUCUGCAAGUUUUCAUGUGGUGUGGAUGGUCAGUUACUUUCUCUAAUUUUUUGUUUUGUUCUUGGCUUAAAAAAUUAGCAGACUUUUUUACUUACUGAGCAUACAAAAGAAAACAGAAUGAAGCGAGUCUCAAAAGCAACAAUCUGGAGCAAAUUACUAUUGCAAUAUUAAGGGAAAUUAAAUAUUGAAAAAAAACCUGUCUGGAGCCUUAUAAAUCACAAUUAAUAAACACAAGGGCCUCUCCCAUAGAACAUACAAAGACAAGGGAACCUGUUGGGUUUAUAUGGUUGGCUCUUUGAGAUUACACAUGUACCAGAUGAGUCCAUAUCCUUCACUUACAAGCAUUUUUCCCUCGUCCUUGUUAAAAUGAACAGAAGAAGAAAUUUUUUUUCACAGAGACAAAUAAAGAUACAAAGCAAAUAGAAAAGACAGUCUACCUGUGGAAAUAAAGCUUUACUUAUGGGUAGCAUAGGAUGAGUGCUGUGUAUGAGUGCUGCUAUUGAGGAGAGUAAGGAGUUUUCACUGCAUUCAAAUGAACAUAACAGUUAAUGAUGGAAGAUAAUAGUAUGCAUCAAUUUGGUUAAACUAGGAAUUCAGUAAAAUAAUAAUUUUCACUUCUUAUUUUUUGGCAACCUAAACAUAUUAAUUGUCUGAUUACAGUGGAGGGUGGGUUUUUUCUUCUAAUUAACUACAUAAGUUGCUGUAUAUUGACCAAAUGCAGACUCUGGGGUUUACAAUGAAAGCCUUGAAAAUUAGACUGGAAAUUUCAUUUGAUGGUGUGGGACUGUGUCAUGAGUUACUGUGCUAGUGACAUGUCUGCAAGAGAACUGCUGAGCUAAAAAUUAGCAUUAAAUGUGUUACUGAAGGGGGUUCUGAUCAACAUUAUUGUUCUGAAAACCACUAGAGGGAGAUACUCACAUGUCUAUCAAAGUAAAGCAAACGGCAGAACUGAAAGCUUACAAGGCAUUUCUCAGGGUUAGUGUAAUGAAACACUGAAAAUUGUAGCAAUUUAGAAAAGUAAUUUUCUCAGUAAUCUAUAUUCUCCCUAUACUUAAGGGAAGGUUCAAUUAAUAUCUCUUGAAUGCAACUGAAAAAAAAUAUUUAAAUUCUGUUUGACAUUUUAUUAUUUGAAUAAUUUUGAAGUUUCUUAUUCUGUGUCUGUGAUGUAGUUUCCUGCAAACCUAGGAACUUGCACAUCCAUGGCAGAAGGUUGUAGGGAAAGGUGAAAGGCCUUUCUUUAAGCCAGUGGUAUUUCACAUUAAAAUCUAGAUUAACAUCUCAUGCUCUUGCUCAUGCAAUUUGCUCUGCACAUAGCUUUCUUUUAAUUAAAAAGCUACUGUCCAAUGUACAUAAAGCAGCAGAGACUCACCUUGAGCUGAAUUCUUUAUGCCCAAAAUGUGCUUUCUACUUAAGAUGAGAAACCCACAGAAUAUAAUUUUAGCUCAUAAGCUUUUGGCAGCAGAAAAUUAUAAAGGUAAUUUUUUUUCAUCCAUCUUGUUUUUAAUAACUUUGUGAUUUUGGAAAUGGGUUCUCUCUGGACAUUUAACUAUGUAGUUAUAUUAAAAUCACUGAAGCCAACACAGAUACGAUCCAGCUGAUCAGGUUCAGUAACCUGACGGGUUUUUUUUUACUUUUCAUCAAGAAUAACAAAACAGUCAUUAUCACUGCCUCGAAUGGCUUGCUCUUAACUUGUUCAUGCACACUGGUUUUGUUUGCCAUGCCUGAGAAUAAAGAACUGUACAAGUUUUUAGCCCCUACUGGCAAUGUCUUAUUUCUAUCAGCUUCCAGGGAAGUCAGUGGGAGCUUUGAGAGUGAUUAGCAGUCCAGGCAACUGGAUACAUCUUGUUGGAAUUGCCUGUGUCCCCGAUCUGUGCAUGGGUAGCUGUACACUUUUGACAGAUUCCUGUGGUAGUCCAGACAAAGGAGGGUAACACAAAACCUGUGAAUGAACAUGCACUGGAACUGGAAAUGACUCUUGAGUAAACACAAAGGUGUUCUCCAUGUCAUAUGAAACUUUUAAAAUACAUGCUUAUGAAAGGUGUAACUUUGAGGUAACCAAUUGAUAUCAAAGGCCAGAUCAGAGCUCUUUGGGCAGGUGUUGUUUUAUCCUUUUAUAAGUCAGAGUAGCACAAUGGGUUCUGAUGAAUUAUUAUGGUUUAAAAACAAAGUUUUAGUACAUUAAAUAGUUAUAGUGCACUUCUAAAGGAGUAACAAGCGCAUUUAUAGUUUUAGUGUAUAUGUAGUGUACGUAUAUAUAGUAUAUGUAUAGCCUUAUAUAUAUAUGUAUUUAUAGUUCCAUGUGUAUUUUUAAAAUUUUGGGCUGGCAGUGUCUUUAAGGAAAUGUUGCUAAAUAGCAAUGAAUAUGUGGGUUUUGCACUUAACAAUGAAGGUAUGGUUUUAUAAAAGCAUUCAUUUCCAUUCUGAAAGUACAGAAUAUUUUUCAUAGUGUGUGAUGCUGUAAAAUAGCCCUAUCUAGAGUUGUCACAGUAAGGCAUGACAUGAAGGAGAUGGCAUUUGGAUUUGACACUUCUCUACCUCAAGCAUGCAAGGAAAUUUGACAUGAUUUAUUAAUGCAAGAAAUUCCUCAUACACUUCUGGUGAAAUGAAAGUGCCUUACAACAAUUCUUUCCAAUUUCUUUUACAAGUCUCUCUCUCUUCAAAGAGAAUUAAUAUACAGACAUAAUCUUGAAGAAAACAAAGAGAGGACAUCCCCAGCUGAUCUGUUAUUCAGUAUUUGUGUGAUUAAUGUAAUGGGCUGGAAAAUUUCGGUGAAACUGCUUAAAAAUAGUUCAGUGUCUAAUUGUAGUAACAGAGUUAAAGAUAAGAUGAUACAAAGAGAAGAUAAAAUGAUUCUGUAUAUCUUUGUUAUAAGAUAGUUUAGAAGAAAUCUCAAAAAUAACAUUAACAUGAAACAGUUGAGAAGUUUUCUUAAAACUCAAGAAGGGGGGAAGUGUUUUCAAAAAAGGCAUUUUAAGGCCAUUCAAAAGUGACAUUUUUCUAAAUCUGGUUUUAAAUUGGGAAUGGAAUCCCACUUAUUUCCAGGGGAUUAUUGAUUGUUAUGAUUCAUGUAAAUAAACACAUAACCAGAUUUCCUCUUUUUUGAUUUUAUAUUUUCACAUUUUCCAUAAUGUUGACAACAGUUAAAACAUAAAAGAAAAUUACAAUGUGAAAUUCUGUGGAGAAAAAAAUUAGUUCAGAUAGGAUCUACUGUACCUUGUUUGCCACUACUAUUUUUUGCCUCGGCUUAGGACAUGAAAGAAUGAACUGAUUCCAGAGAUAAUAUUUAGAAGUUGUUCUUGGCAGAACUGCUGGUUUACCACUGCAAGUUGGUCUAAAAACCUCAGAAAUUUAGUGUGGCUUUCAUCAAUAUGAGGUUAAAAUCUCACUAACCUUGAAGUAUGUAUAUAAAUAUUGUAUACUUUUGUGUAGUACAGUUUAAUGCUGUAGUUCAUAAUAAGACAAUGCCUCUCCUGCAUAAGGCUUCCAAGAUAUUCUCGGCUGCUGUGAAUUGUGAAUCCUUUAAAAACUUCUGUGUAGUUUUAGGGAGAGAGAAAAAGAUAUUAAAAUACUUUUUUUCAACCCAAUAAGAAUAUUACAUUGUAUGACUGUUGAAUGUGAGAGCAGUUGAUAAAUUGUGGUGUGGUUAAAAAAAAAAAUCUCAUAAAGCAAAUAGAAAUGGACAACAGAAUGGAGGGUGUUUUCAAGUACCUAUGGAGGUAGGAUUAAUUUAUCAACACAAUUUACAAUAUUUGACCUAGUGAAAGGUGACAUAAACUGAGUACUGUAUAAUUCUAUAUGUGGAGGCCUACUUGUUUUGUAUCUCUACUGGAUGUUGUUUACACUUAAAAAAUAUUUCCCUUCAUGUUAUGCACAAUUUUGUUCAAGACCUUCAGUUUACUUCUUAUACUCUCCAGACAUCUCUUGUCUGUUGGAAAUUUUAAAUCUCCUGCUUUGCUUUCAACUCUUUCUUCAAAGAUGACUGCUCUAAGUAAUUUCAGUGAUAAGAAUAAUAAAUACCAAGAGGUAACACUGAGUGCUGUUCACUGAAUUCAUGUGAGAGAAAACCUUUACUGAUAAUUCUGUUUUUAGUGGUAGUUACUGUGAGGAAGAAGCAACAGGGUUAUUUUUAAGUGCUUUAACUAGAAUAAAGCUGCAUGAGAAGACACAAUGCAGAUGCAAAUAGUGACAGAGCCAAAUUAAAUAAACCAGAAAGUUCAGUGCCUCUUGAAAUCUUAGCAUCCUAUUCCAAAUCUGGUGCAGUAGAGUUCACUUAGGACUUCCUUGUUGACCAGAAAGCUUAGGAAUUUUGAACUUGUAGAGUGCAAUCUACCAAAAAAAAAGCAAAACUAAAUACCAGAAAAACCCCACCAAAAACAAAUUUAAAAAAAAAAAAAAAAACACAAACAAAAACCCUAAACAACAACAAACAAAAAGAAACCCCAAAAAGUGUGAGCCAAAACUAUACAACUGAAUUAUAAAACUACACAUGGCAGAGAUAUGUCUGGAAAAAGCUAUUGUUAAUAAAGAAUGGCAGCCACCAUGAGGUAUUUGCUUUAGGACAAAACGAGUUUCUGUUUCUUUCUAAGGAAAUUGAAUGCUGAUUUUUUGGGUUUUGUUUGGGCUUGGGGUUGCUGGGUUUUUUUUUACAUCCAAAUUUCUAAAGGAGGCUCUUGGUAAAUGCUAUAAUUCCUGAUAAUGUACUGAGUGUCCUUUGUCUGCCUUAUCUGAUUUUACAUAUUUUUUCCAAACUGUUUUGGAACCAGCUUUAAAGAAUGCACUGUGUGUAGAAUAAAUGCCAUUAAAAUUCUCAUCCAUUAAAGCUGAUAUAAAGAACU